Molecule: messenger RNA, 1089 nt
Organism: Caenorhabditis remanei
Lineage: Eukaryota; Metazoa; Nematoda; Chromadorea; Rhabditida; Rhabditidae
Exons: 8
Coding region: 1-1089 (362 amino acids)
Source: RefSeq, a predicted model, not a curated record
AUGCAACAAUACCUCUCGCAAAAACUUGCACAAAUCGAGAACGCAAUUCAAAGUUCCCGACAAAAACGAUCAGUCUCUCCGAUUUCCGCUUCAUUGCCUAAUCGAGAAUCAGCAGGCUUCCUAAGUAGAAUUGGCGCCAUCAAGAAAUCAUUGGAAGAAGCGAAACAGAUUUCGAACAACAUCACUGCCUCGGUAGCUCCGACAAGUGAGAAUUUGGAUGGUCCACUGUUACCGCAAGCAGAUGUGCCCUCACCAAAGUUUGAAUCAGGAAAAUUUCAACAUAUCAAUGACUCGUUAACUACAUGCAAAAAAUUAUCUCAACCUGAAUUGGUAGCAGAGCUGAAACAAAAAGGAACAUACAACCCAGAACUCAUGGCUUGGGAUGCUCUUGGAGUAAUUCGAUUUUUAGACAGGACUAUCCAUGAACACUAUCAAAAAGGAUCAGCAAAAAACAAAUCGAAAACAGAAGUGAUUGAAAGAAAUGUUGAAGCACUUGAAAAACUCAUGCGAGAGUUGAAUGUAACGUGUGAUUUGAAAACCGAUGAAUUACGGACUAAAUUUAACAACAUAUCAUUCGUCGAUCCCCGCAGAACAAUUUUCUCUCCAUCCUUACGUCGUUCCAAGCGAAUGGAUAGCCUUGAAGAGUUCCUGAAAGUUCUCAACGUGACGCAACCAGAUAUUGAACCGUUCUCCCGCUUAUCAGAUCAGCCAUUAUCAAUUGAAAACGAGAGGAUUACGUACAGGCAGAAGUUGAUAGGGGAAUCCCAUAUCGUGCCAUUCGGAUGUGAUAAACGAGGAGCGGAAGAGGACGGCUACCUGCGUCUCUGUGGUGCUUGCCAGGCAAUCCGCCGUUUGCCUGACACUUUCUUCCCUCCAUUUAUCAAUGAAGUGACAUGCGACACUGAUAAGGCGUGCCUAUAUUUCUAUGACUAUCCACAUGGAAAGUGCCGGCAGAAGCAUAUGAAUUUUGUGGUACUCCGAAAUGUGGGUACCAAGGAGUGCCAAGUCUGGAAAAAGUUCAAUCUGAAUGUGAGGGUGUCUUGUGAAUGUUUUGUUGACGAGAUGUCGUUCUUCGCCAAAUAUGUAUAA